Messenger RNA from Hippocampus comes (tiger tail seahorse), 7917 nucleotides. It is a transcript of the gene marf1, whose product is annotated as meiosis regulator and mRNA stability factor 1. Gene Ontology annotation, biological process: regulation of gene expression. The coding region runs from base 185 to 5620 and encodes 1811 amino acids. Gene Ontology annotation, cellular component: cytoplasm; peroxisome. NCBI's taxonomy places the organism in Eukaryota, Metazoa, Chordata, Actinopteri, Syngnathiformes, Syngnathidae. Gene Ontology annotation, molecular function: RNA binding; RNA nuclease activity; CCR4-NOT complex binding. The record is from RefSeq and is a predicted model, not a curated record. The transcript is spliced from 27 exons.
CGCUGUUGCCGAAUGGUCGUUACGGUCGUGCCAUUAUGAAUACAACAUGAAACGGGAAGCGCUCCAAGCUGUGUGAUAGCCGAUAACGAAGCUAGCCAUCGUUAGCUCAAACGAAGCCGUUGCUUCGCCAGCAUGAGAGAGGAGGGAGAUCCAGGUGUGGUGAGAGACCUCUCGAGGUUGGACGAUGGAAGGACUGGGUAAGGAGAGAUCCGUAUGCAGCCCAAAAACCUCCCCGUGGAUCGGACAUCCUAAAAAAGAAGCCUCGACUCUUCUCUGGAAAGUUAAAGACUGCUUUACGACCGAUGAUACACUUGUCCCUCCUGAAACGAAUAAAAAGGGCAAUGACAUGGACAGCAAGAAAACAGUGCUGGAAUUGAAGGAUGUUCCUCCUCCCCCUAUGCACCAUGCUUCAUACUCCAAACCAUCCCCGCUCUUCCCUUUACCACCUCUCCCUUUGGCUCCUUCUCGUUUGCUUCCUCCCCAGCUUACACAAGACCGCCAUCAACAACAGCCUCCACUGCAGCAGCAGCAAGAGGGGCCUAGCCCCAAAGUAAGCGCAUGCGCCUACUGUGAUUACUGCAUCACCGAGGGCUAUGGAUUAUUAGAUGGUGGAGGUGUUGCUGGUUGUAGCAUAGCUAGUGUUGUCCCACACUAUGCAGCUUCUGAUUCAUUGACAACACCCAUCUACAGCAGCAGUGACACUGGCAGAUCUGGGCCUUGCUCUGUAGCCUCACCUUUUAUUCAGUACAAACACGGGAAGAGCUGUGGACCUAAAGAUGAUGCUUGUGAUCCGCUGCUCAGUUGUGGCUGCACACCUCGGAAGCUCUCUUCUGUCACCACCUCCCAGCCCAUCUCAGCACAGCCCCACAUUCAUUGUUGCCAAGGGCUUCUUAACACCCACCCAGUUGAAGCUCUUCCAGUCAAGCCAGCCUCCUUCCCACCUCACCCCCUUUUGGCUUCUUCACUCCCACCCAUUUCUGCUAGUCACGCUCCUCUGCAUGGCUCUUGCCUAGCCUCUUCUGACCAUUAUAUCUGUGGUAUGGACUGCAGUCCCAUGGUCAGAAGAACCCAGACAAGUGCAGCACUCUGUGAUCACCCUGCUAGUACCCCCAUCAACACCACAUCCACGUCAGCACUUCUCUACUCUAAUCCUAUGCACCUAAAUGUUGAGCAAACAGUUUCUAUGAAGGGGGUGCACUACUGCCAGGAUUGCUUGUUUAAGCCCAUGAAUGGUUUUGUGUCCAAGUCAGAAAAGGUGUGGCCCAAUAUUCCAGUUUCCCAAACAGCUCCAAUCUCUAUUCCCGUUUGUAACGGCUGUGGCACCUCAUCUGAUAAUGCGGCGCUCAGUCAGGGGAAAACUGGCCAGAAGUAUGGUUCACCAGAAAAUGGUGGUACAGAGAACAACCCCCCAGUUGGAGUGUUUUGGGACAUAGAGAACUGCAGUGUGCCGAGUGGAAGAUCUGCUGGAGAGGUGGUGCAGCGUAUACGCAGCCGUUUUUUCCAGGGCCACCGUGAGGCAGAGUUCAUGUGUGUGUGUGAUAUCAGUAAGGAGAAUAAAGCAGUUAUCCAAGAGCUCAACAACUGCCAGGUUACUGUGGCACACAUCAAUGCCACAGCUAAGAAUGCUGCUGAUGACAAGCUCCGCCAGAGCUUACGGCGCUUUGCUGAGACUCACACUGCACCGGCAACUGUUGUCCUUGUAUCAUCUGAUGUAAACUUUGCAAGUGAGUUGAGCGACCUGCGCCAUCGCCAUGGUUUCCAGGUAAUCCUGGUCCAUGGAAACCAUACAUCCCAGGCGCUGCUGCAGCACGCCCACGUUCAUGUGUCUUUUCAAGAGAUCACAGCUGACCUGCCUCCGCGCAUGCCUCUCAAAACGCAGCCCAGUUACAACCUGCUCUAUGUGCACAACCUUCCUGUCAACUGUGACAAGAGCCUGUGGAACGCUGUGAAGCUCAGGCUCCGUCGCCUCUCAGACAACUGUGGUGGCAAGGUGCUGGGAUUGUCCCAUGGCACAGCCGUCCUCCGUUUUGGCAGCCCCGAGGCAGCAUCACGUGCCCGCAAGCGAAUGGAAAAUGAGGACGUGUUUGGCCAUCGAAUCAGCCUCUCCGUCUCCCCGUGGCCCAGAGACGAUGCAUGUUUUGAGCGUGACCCUCAGUCUCAGUCCCAUCAUUUUCCCAUGCCUCAGACACUGCCCCUCUCUAAUCAAAGCCAGGACACAAUGUCUAUCACUCCUGUAGCCACAUCCUCCUCCUUUCUGCCACUGGAGAAGCCCAGGUCGCCUCGGAGAUCACGGCGAGCUACCCGCCCAUGCUACACCCCCAGGCCCUUGCCUGAAAGGCCCUACAGCCCCAAGAGGGGAUGUUCGGGGCCUCCAGGUGGCGCUCCUGCAAAGCCCCAUCAGGAUUUGAGUAGUGCAGACAGCAAACCUAAACCGGGUUUCCUCCACCUAGAUAAAGGACGGCCAGCCUCCUCCACCCCUCAUAGUAAUGGUAACAUAGAAUCGCCGGAACAGCUUUCCAAACCUGGCUUCCCUGGGGAGACCUUACACAAGAAAAGAAGGGAUGGUUCCAAUCCUCGCAGUGACUCCCAGUCUCCUGUUGGAGGUGAGAGACGAUCAGUGGAGUUUCAGAUCAGCACUCCUUCUGCUUUCAGCAAGCUGAACCUGCACAGAAGCUUCAGCCCUCUUGUCUUGUCCCAGGGUUCUUGGUCUUCCAGGACUGCAUCACCCUGCCUUUCUAGCCGCUCUUCUCCCAUGCUUGCUGCUCCUCGAAGCCCUUGUCCAGAGUACCCAACAGAGCCAUUUUCCGAUGGAGCUGAAAUCCAGGUGGCUAACCUUGACUACAGAAUGUCCCGCAAGGAGCUACAACAGACUCUACGUGACACCUUCUUCCGAUAUGGGCGGGUGAAAGGAGUCGAGCUUAGUCCCCACACAGACUAUCAGCUUAAGGCUACAAUCCAGAUGCUGUCCUUACAGCAGGCUAUCAGUGCUGUCAGUGGACUUCACCGUUACAAAAUUGGAGGCAAGCGCAUCCAAGUGUCUUUGAUCACAGGUGGCCAUAGCAAAUCCUUGGUCAUGCUCAGCUCCGAGAUCAGCAGCAUUCUUCAGGAAGCACCUGCAAAUUGCCUUCCUCUCUUCAAGUUCACUGAGAUCUAUGAGAAGAAGUACCACCGUAAGAUUUUGAUGAGCGAUCUGUACAGGCUGCCGGAUGUAGUGGCUAUUCGGGAACAGGGCGGCACGAGGCUGGUGUGCCUUCUUCCGAGCAGCCAAAUCCGUCAGAGUCCACUUGGAUCUUCUCAGUCACAGGGGAGCUCCUCCACACCAAGCGGCAGCCCUGUGGUGUUUGAGGAGCUGGAGUACCAUGACCCAGUCUGCAGACAACACUACACGCAGCACAGCUUCAGCGAGGCAGACUUUGACCCAGACUCGUACACAAUUCCUUUUGUGGUGAUGUCUCUCAGAACUUUGGCCUCUGAGGUUCAUGAACUGCUUCAAUCACACGAAGGAACUCUUCCCCUCCUCAGCUUUCCAGACUGCUAUGAAGCAAAGUUCAGUCGGCUGGAGCUGAGCAAUGAAACUCUGGAGUGUGGUGUUCCUUUGGAGCACCUCAUCGCAUGUGUUCCCAGUAUAACCAUAGUCACAACUCAGAACGGUUACAAAGUCAUCAAGUGGAUUCACAACAAACCACCAGCACCAAACUCCGAGCCGUGGCUCCACCGAUGCAAGAGUCCCGUUGGCAACCCUCAACUCAUUCAGUUCAGCAGAGAGAUUAUUGACCUCUUAAAGAGUCAACCGUCUUGCAUCAUGCCUAUCAGCAAAUUUAUACCUUCUUACCAUCAUCAUUUUGCCAAGCAGUGCCGCGUCUCCGAUUAUGGCUACUCAAAGCUGUUUGAGCUGUUGGAAGCAGUGCCGCAUGUCCUGCAGAUCUUGGGUAUGGGUACCAAACGUCUGCUGACCCUUACUCAUCGAGCCCAAGUGAAACGUUUCACUCAAGACUUAUUAAAACUUCUCAAAUUUCAAGCCAGCAAGCAAGUGGCUGUCAAGGACUUCAUGCAAGCAUACCACUGGUGCUUUUCCAGAGACUGGAAUGUAGCAGACUAUGGCGCGUGUGACCUCAUUGACCUGCUCUCUGAGAUUCCCGAUACCACCAUCACCACCACGCAUCAUGACAAUGACACAGUCAUCUCUGUUCCCAAGAGAGAGCGUACUGGGGAUGAAAUAGAGCGCACGAAGCAGUUUGGAAAGGAGGUCGUCGACCUCCUCCGUCACCAACCUCACUGCCGAAUGCCCUUCAGCAAGUUCAUCCCCACCUACCACCACCACUUUGGACGUCAGUGUAAGCUGAGCUACUACGGCUUCAACAAGCUCAUGGAGCUGUUUGAGGCCAUCCCUGAGGUGCUCAUGGUGUUGGAGUGUAGCGAGGAGAAGGCGCUUACUCUCACAGAGGUGGAGCGCAUUAAAGCUCUGGCAGCUCAACUGGUCAAGCUGCUUCGAGCUCAGAAGAACUGCAGCCUUCCCGUGAGCCAGCUGCUCACAGAGUACAGCAAGACCUUUGGUUAUGGUCUACGCCUGCAGGACUACGACACCAGCUCCCUGCCCGCGUUACUCAGCAAACUCUGCCAUGUUGUGAAGGUGGUGGAUGGUACAGACGGACGGGAAGUUCAGCUCAUCAACAGGAAAUCUCUGCGUUUACUGACAUCACAACUUCUGGCACUGCUUAUGUCUCAAGAGAAACAUGUCGACAAGGGUCUCAGGGUGGAUGAAUUGCGCCAGCAUUACCAGAUGGUCUACAAAGCCCCACUCAACCCUUGUGAAUAUGGGUUCCUCUCCCUCAGCGAGCUACUCAAGAGUCUGCCCUACCUUGUGGAACUUUACUGGGAAGGACUUGACGGAGGCAUUCAAGCUGGCAGCACCACAAGCGGUCCCGGUGAGGAGUGGGUGAGGCUGACCAGGCUUUACCAGUUUGCCCGUAACGUACGUGCACUGCUCCACACCUACCAUUACAACCAGAUCUUCCUGUCCGAGUUCCAAGGAGCUUAUAGAAAGUUUACUGGCUGUGGCCUGGAGUCUCGCUCCUAUGGAUACAUCAGCACUGAUGAGCUGCUCAAUGCCAUUCCACAGGUGGUCUGGAUCAAAGGGCACGGUCACAAGAGGAUUAUCGUUUUGAAGAACGAUAUGAAAGAGAGGGUGAGCGCUUCAGUCACCAGCAGCCCUCAGUCCGAAGGUAACGUGGAGAGCCCCAGAGACAGCCCAACCAUCACCACCCGUUCUGAAGGACACAGUCCAAGCACCGCCAUGACACCAGAGUCCGAGCUGCUGUGUCUGACGUCCUCAGUCGACCUUCUCUGCGGCCCGGUACCGUCUUGCCUGCCGUCACCUCAGCUCCACCCUGACCCUGUCCUAAUGCAGCAGGCCAGUCUGAUUCGUUUUGAGGAGAAAACUCCGCCAUUGUCCCACACAUCAGAGAGCAAAGAAUUCCACACGGGAUCUGCUGCCCAAGAUGGCGAGCCUGCGGCACCCACGGAGACAGAGCCCCCUUUGUCCAUGGACAGUCCCGGCAGAAGAGGCCCCCGCAAUAGAAUCAAGCUAGCUGCCAACUUUUCAUUCAAUUCAGGUUGCUGAACCAACACGCACACACAUGCAGUGAGCCAUACUGGUUGAGCCGUAGCGCAACUCUGAGAAGGAGAGUUGAGUAGCGUUACUAAUCACGCUGCUGAAUGACCACUCUCGAAGGGCAUUUGGCGUUGCUGCUUUCUGCCAUUGCAUUAUAAUCUUCAGCUUUUCUGUCGCAAGCCUUUGGAUCUGUUCUUUCGCAAUCAUUCAUUUCAUUCAGUGGUUCUCACAAAGCUUUGAUCUUUUUUACCUCUUGCAGAUUUUCUGCAAUUUACAAACGUAGACCCCACUUACGGUUAUUAGAAUUUCAUUCCAUCCUGAAGGAAGUUAAAUUUUAUCCCCAAGAACGUGCACAUGGGAAAUCCAGAUGAGUUAGAUGCCACUGCAUACAGCGCACCAACCAUUUGGAGAGAUGCGCAAGAUGAAUAGCACACUUGUGUUUUAGGAUGUUAAAACAAACUUUUUCUCAGGUCAUCAGCUAGACCAGAUGCCAUUUUUGAAGGUGUUGUUCAACGAUAUAAUAAUUCUAGUUUAAGUCUUAAAUAGCCGACGCCUUUGAAUUUCACUCGACAUUCUUUUUAGAAACUUUGUAGGUUGUUCCAGAGAUGUUGAAAUCCUUUGUUUGCUCCUUUUGCUUCAAAGACGUCCAUACCCCCAUUUGUGGGUGUCAUGACAGGUUGCCUCUUAGAGAUCAUCACCAAGUGAACGGCUGUUGCGUUUUGAUUAAGUCGGUGCUAGUUUGGUCAACAGUUACGCGCCAGAAAGUGAAAUGUCCCCCGCCCUAAGGCAGGAUGUGCAUAUUUGGACAAGCUUUUAAGCCAGCAGCCAGUGUCUCUGUGUUCUUUUAGCUGUUAGUGUGUGGUUCUCCACUGGAGGCAGUCUGACAUAUGCACGGUGUGCAUACAUGAGCUGAUGCAUGAUGAAAUAAGCCCAGCAGCAGCAGACGGGGAAACGUAUACAAGAAGAAAAACAAACAUUCUUUGUGAUCAGUCUUUCGUUUUCCACCUUGUUUUUGGCUUCUUGGAGGCGGGGCCACCUUUGUGGCCGCUACUGAUGUACUCAAGGCUUUUAGUUUUUAUUUCCCUCUCAGCCUUGUUGCCAGUAGCGUCUGUCGCGGUCUCCUGUCUGAGCACUCUGGGAGUUUUUUUUUUCUUUUUUUUUUUUCUUUUUUUUUAUGACAAAGGUGCACUGUGGGUGUUAGUUUUCAGGAUAUAGACAUAGGUGGGAGGUGGUGGUCUUGUUAGUGGAGUGGCACAGGGGCUGUGUGAAGCCUGUAUGUGUGUCUCACAUCCACGUAGAGAACCCUCUGUGGCUCUCUGGAUUUUGCCUGGCUUUUACAAUGGCUUGUAUUUGCCACGUUGACAAAGGAAUGGCCAAAGUACCUCCCCAGCCAUCAUGUUUUGACGUCCCCGCGUGUUGGUUUCCUCCUUUUUUGCCAUCACCUGUGUUCUGGUUCUGCUGGCUGCUUGGUUUGCUUCCAGUCUACUGUCAGUUUGUUAUGCGCCGCGGAUGUGACGAGUGACAGUUUAUGUUCGGAGAAAAACAUUCAGAGAAUGGGUAAAAGCCCAUUACUUCAGUGGGCAACCGUUACCCGUUGACUCGUUCGGCUGGCGUCGUGACAUGACUGGUUUUUGAGUUUCCCCCCCAACUGUUGACCACUCAUCCAAAUUAUUUUAACUCCAGGCGCUACAGCGUCGGCUCCUCUGCCCUUUCCAGACCCAGUUGAACACUCUUUGAUUAAGGAACGUGCAGCUCACCGAAUUACUGAUUUUGAUUUGACACCAAUAGCUUUAAUGCUUCCGAUAAACCUCUAUUUAAAACUUUUUUUUACUAAGUAAAUCUGAGCUUUUUCUGUGCAGUGGCAUCUAUCUCAUAAUGGACACAGUAGCGCAUUUAGCGUUUCCUUUUGUGCAGGUCUCAUCUGUAAAGUGCUCUUGAAAUAUGCUUAUCUGCAUAGUUUUGGUUUAUGUAAUGUGCAAUUAUUUGGAGUCCGAGAAUAUGUUUGAAGAAAGAAAUGAAUGAAUUCUUAGCCAGCUUGUACUAACACAAUUUGUAUUGCUUAAGUUUUUCCAUUUGUGCACCAGUUGUUCUGUAUUCAAGAACUGAAAAGAAAAAUGUAGUUUUAAUUCAAAGCUGACAUUUAAAACUGCUGCAUUGUAAUCUUUUUUUUUUUUUUUUUUUUUUUUAACUUGCUAUCACACAAGCUCCCAAUCUAUUACAGUUCGAAAGCCUCACCACAACUUGUUGCUGUCAAACAUCGUUUAAGGGACCAAUCCAGUUCUGUUAAUAAACUUAACUAAGCAUUA